Messenger RNA from Quercus lobata, 1258 nucleotides. Its product is annotated as pre-mRNA cleavage factor Im 25 kDa subunit 2-like. Bases 110 to 721 code for a protein of 203 amino acids. Gene Ontology annotation, biological process: mRNA 3'-end processing. Lineage: Eukaryota; Viridiplantae; Streptophyta; Magnoliopsida; Fagales; Fagaceae. The record is from RefSeq and is a predicted model, not a curated record. Gene Ontology annotation, molecular function: mRNA binding. The transcript is spliced from 7 exons. Gene Ontology annotation, cellular component: mRNA cleavage factor complex.
CCGCGGCCCCACCCCUCCGUCACUGCUUGCCCAAGCACAGUCUGUUUUUCUUCGUUUUAAUACUCAGCUAGGCUUGUCUUUGGAUCAGUUUGGGAAAUUCAAUCAAUCAAUGGAGGAUAUGGUGAGCUCAACUGUGGUGAACACGUACCCACUCUCCAGCUACACCUUCGGUACCAAAGAGCCCAAGAUUGAGAAAGACUCCUCCGUCGCCGAUCGUCUUGCUCGCAUGAAACUCAACUAUUUUAAAGAAGGCAUGAGGACUAGUGUUGAAGCAAUCCUACUGGUGCAAGAACAUAAGCAUCCUCACAUUCUUCUUUUGCAAAUUGGAAACACAUUCUGCAAACUUCCUGGGGGACGUUUGAAGCCUGGAGAAAAUGAAAUUGAAGGCUUGAAGAGGAAACUGACGAGCAAAUUGGGCGCCAAUCAACCUUCACUUCAGCCUAAUUGGCAGAUUGGUGAGUGCGUGGCAAUCUGGUGGAGACCAAACUUUGAAACGGUGAUGUAUCCUUACUGCCCUCCCCACAUCACAAAACCCAAGGAGUGUAAGAAGCUUUACAUUGUUCAUUUGUCUGAAAGAGAGUAUUUUGCUGUACCGAAAAAUCUGAAAUUGCUUGCUGUUCCCCUUUUUGAGCUCUAUGAUAAUGUUCAGAGAUAUGGACCUGUUAUUUCGACAAUCCCACAGCAGCUUUCCAGAUUCCAGUUCAACAUGAUCACCACCUGAAAGGCUUAUAAAGGAAUCCAUGCCAUCAGAACUAAUCAUUCUUUAGGAGAACAUAUAUGACAUCUACUUACCAAAAUUAGGAUUCUCCUAAUCAGCAAAUAGACUUGUUACUCAAGCUAAUGUAGCUUAGCUUUAUGGUCUACUCCGGUGGUCUUUCAUAUGAGACUGUAAUGUGUACCUCCAAUUCGAAGGCCUUUGCAUGGUUGAAAUUUUGUUUGUUUUGUGCUGACAAAAAGAAGAUAGGUCCACUGUUAUUUUCAUGUUUCAAGAGUAUUGUGUGGGGCUAUGGAGAUUGUAGCUUGUGCUUCUCCAGAAAUAUUUUUAGGUGGAAACUAUAAGAACCAAGCUGAUGAUACCAACAUUGUACUUGUUAACCAAGAAAUUAUGGCACUUUCUGAAAGCUUGGGAGAGGAAGGGUAAAAAGAGAAGGGGGACUUUCAUGAUUGAUCAUGUAUGGAAAACUUACACAAAGGUUUGCAGGUCAUGUGAUGUGCUUUUGCUAUUUUUCUUUAUUUAUUUCUGGCUAUGAGUGCUUUA